This is a messenger RNA of Colletotrichum orchidophilum, 201 nucleotides long. RefSeq lists its product as uncharacterized. NCBI's taxonomy places the organism in Eukaryota, Fungi, Ascomycota, Sordariomycetes, Glomerellales, Glomerellaceae. The coding region runs from base 1 to 201 and encodes 66 amino acids. The record is from RefSeq and is a predicted model, not a curated record. The transcript has a single exon.
AUGGACAUUGGGUUCACCUCCAACCAUUGUGUUAUUCGUCACUUAUUUUUCAGCAUGGUAGAGCAUAGCGUACAAGGCGUUUUUAUUUGGCGGUUAUCGUGUUUCAGUGUCCGCAUUUUCGUUUUCACACAAAUUGCACCGCCUGAGAUGGAAGAAGGCCACAGUAGAUCUUGUCGCUUUCCGGUCUGUAUGGUUUCUUAG